UUCUCUUUCACGUCGGAAACGCGUAUCAGCCGCGCAUGCGCAGUUGGAGCUUGCGUCGGUGAAAUGGCGGCCAGUGAUGGAGGAGGCUUCGGCACCGCGGGGGAAAGGGACGGCGCCGCGAAUCCGUUGCAUCUGUCGUCAUCCCAAGAUCUCGCCAACAUGCAGAUUGAUGAUUAUGAGCAGCUGGAUAGUGUUCCAAAGCCAUCGUCGACCAAACUUAAAUUAACGGAAAAUAAAGUUGGGGCUGACUGGAGCAAUGGGGAUUCCACUACAAAUCACACGUUUGUAUCUGAAGAGAAGCAACGGCCACUGGUGGACUACGGUGUGGACAUGAUGGACGCAGCUUAUGAUGAACAAGGCUCAGAAUUUCUCGCACCCGUUCCAAAGGAGUUGGCAAAAGCAGCUGAAGACGGUGGGCACGUUUUGUGUCCUGUGGAAAUCAUUGCCAAGCCAACAAUUGCUUCUGCUGACAAUAAGCAAGGAUCUUCUUUACCUGUGCAAAAUGCUCCGGAAGGGAUGACAGAAAUUGCUGGUGAUAAAUGGGACUCUGUGGCCACACAGGACAAAGUGCCAGCAGAGACGUUGAGCACUGAAGUGAAUAACGUGAAUGCGGGUUCUGUCUUAGGACAGGAAGAGUGCAAGGUGCUCCCUCAAGUUGCUGAGACCCAGGGUGCAGCUGUAGUGAAUGCAGAGAGGAAUUCGACGGUGGGGGACUCGUCUUUUUACGACCCAGAGGAGGAGAUUCCACCUUUCCCACCAGAGUUUGACAAGUACUGGAAGGCCGUAGAGGAGAACCCACAGGACUUCACUGGGUGGACAUACCUGUUGCAGUACAUUGAGCAGGAGAACCAUGUGUGGGCUGCAAGAAAGGCAUUUGAUGAGUUUUUCAUGCGGUACCCGUACUGCUACGGCUACUGGAAGAAGUAUGCAGAUCUGGAAAAGCGCUUUGGCAACGUGAAGCAGGCAGAGGAGGUGUUUAGACGUGGUUUGCAGGCCAUACCCCUCAGCGUGGACCUCUGGAUACACUACAUUAACUUUGAGAUUGAGUUGCUCGACCCAGACUGCCCUGAAACCGUCUCGAAGAUUCGAAGCCUUUUCGAGUUGGCCGUCGCGGCAGCGGGAACAGACUUUCGCUCGGACAAACUUUGGGAAAUGUUCAUCUCGUGGGAGAGGGAGAAUAUCCGCCUGAGGGAGGUGACAGCCGUGUAUGACAUGGUGCUGAACAUCCCAACACAGCUCUAUAGCCACCACUUUGACAAGUUCAAGGAACACGUGAACAACCACCAGCCUAAAGACAUCUUGUCAACGGACGAGUUCCUUAAGCUGCGUGCACAGUUGGUGUCGAGCAGACUUGAGGCCGGGGAACAAGGAGUCGGGGGAGUUGAGGAAGACGACGAAGACGUGGGUGUCUCCAGUGGGGGGGAUGCGCCACCUGGCAUAGAGGGCCCCCCUGGAGAUGACCAGCCACCCGGGAUGGAGGUUGAAAAUGUGGAAGUCAAGGUGGAUGCAGAGACGGAAAAGCUACGAGAAAGAAUUAUUGGCACGCGGCAAGAUAUUUUCUUCCAGAAUGAACAGGAGGUUAGCAAGCGGUGGACCUUCGAGGAAGGGAUCAAGCGACCGUACUUCCACGUAAAGCCACUGGAGAGGGCACAGCUGAAGAACUGGAAGGAGUACCUCGACUUUGAGAUUGACAACGGCACCCACGAACGCGUGGUCGUCCUCUUCGAGCGCUGUGUCAUCGCGUGUGCCCUCUACGAGGAGUUCUGGAUCAAGUAUGCGAAGUACAUGGAAGAACACAGUUUGGAGGGCGUGCAGAACGUGUUCAGGCGCGCCUGCAUGAUUCACUUGCCAAAGAAGCACAACAUCCAUCUGCUGUGGGCAGCAUUCGAGGAGCAACAGGGUAACCUGGACGAGGCACGCCGAGUGCUGCGUUCACUGGAGGAGUCUCUACCUGGGCUUGCGAUGGUUCGCCUGCGGCGUGUGAGCCUUGAGCGCCGGCAGGGCAACUUCAGCGCUGCGGAGACUCUGCUACGGGAGGCCAUGGAAGGCGCCAAGACCCCAGAAAUGGCCUCUUUUUAUGCCAUCAAGCUGACGCGCAUGCUCGCCAAGGUGGAGAAAACCGUGGAGAAAGCACGCAAGGUUCUGCUGGAUGCCAUCGAAAAGGACUCGAUGAACACAAAGAUUUACCUAAAUCUUCUGGAGUUGGAGUUCAGUGGUGAUAUUGCAGUCAAUGAAGAGCACAUUAUGGCCUGCUUUGAGAAGGUGCAGAGCAGCGAUUUGUCCAUGGAAACAAAAAUCACCUUCUCCCAGCGCAAAGUGGAGUUCCUGGAAGACUUCAGCAUGGACGUCAAAAAGUUGCUAGCUGCCUACGAUGAACAUCAAGUACUUCUAAGACAACAUUCCACUGCAAAGAAGAGAGCCCCAACUGAGAAUGGUGCCGAGGAGCCGGAGGAGAAGAGGUUCCGGCUGGAAGAGCCGGUGGUCGCCCCGGUAAUUGCAGCGCAUUUGAACCCAGCGGCGGCGGCGGCGGCGGCGGCAGCAGCACCCGCGCCUCUCCCCAUGCAGCAUCCGGCUGACCCCAACGUCGCCCAGGCGGCCUACAACUACAGCAACUGGUACCAGCAUUACAACUACCAAAACUACCCAGGAAGCUACCAGAACUACCACAACCCAUGGAACUACGGGCAGUACUACCCACCCUCUUAAACGACUGGAAAGGGGCAAAGGCGUUGUUUGCAAAGUUCUUCUGCGUUAUAAGUCAUGUUUUUUUUUAUGACUUUCUACCACUCCAUAGGGGCAGUGACAGUAUGGGAAUGCACACGUUUGAGUAAUUGAACUUGCGUUAAGUGUUCAAUUGUAUUCCCAUGCGGGGUGUGUCCUUGUGUUUAUACGUUGUAAAAUGUUCAAGAAGAUAGAGCAGUCAAUACAAUCCGGUGAAUAAAAGUACAUUUUUU
Molecule: messenger RNA, 2954 nt
Organism: Petromyzon marinus (sea lamprey)
Lineage: Eukaryota; Metazoa; Chordata; Hyperoartia; Petromyzontiformes; Petromyzontidae
Gene: PRPF39
Product: pre-mRNA processing factor 39
Biological process (GO): RNA processing; mRNA 5'-splice site recognition
Cellular component (GO): U2-type prespliceosome; commitment complex; U1 snRNP
Molecular function (GO): pre-mRNA 5'-splice site binding; protein binding
Source: RefSeq, a predicted model, not a curated record